AUGUCAAUGCCUGCUUUAAAUUUGCAAGAAGGUCAGAUAGUUAAAGGCUUUGUCAAGACCAUAAAGCAUUUUGGUGCCUUUAUUUCUAUUCCGGGGCAAUCAAAGGAAGGAUUAUGUCAUAACUCAGACAUAAUCGAAUCGGGAAUUAAACUAAACAGAGGCGAUGAAGUUUUUGUGCGUGUAUUACGUAUAUCUGGAGAUGGGAAGAUCAGUUUGUCGAUCAAGGACGUAGAUCAAAGAAAAGGCUUGUUAAAAACUGUUGAUACAGAUUUGCAUACUGGUUUUAAACGUCGAAAUGAUAUGGAUGCAUGGGAAAGAAACCAAAUAAAUUCAUCUUACGGUGCCAAAAAGCAACGAAUAAUUAGAGGAAACACGGAAGAUCCUUUUGCCGAGGUUGAAAGUGAAGAUGAUGUGGAUACUGGAAACGAGAUUAUAGAGAUUCAGUUAAACACGGAGGUCCCGCAGUUUUUACAUCCUUACAAAGAUAAGCUAACCAGAAGUAUGAACAAAAAAACAAGUGCUCUGAUGGACAAACAAUCGACUAGAGUUCAAGGUAAACCAACUAUCGAGAAGAAAAUGGAUCCUAGAUCUGCAACUUUAGAUAAAAUUGCCAAAACGGGUAGUCAAAUAAUGAAAGAGUGUAAAUUACAAAAGCUUGAAAAAAGACUUAGUGAGGAGAAACGAAGGAGAGAGCUAAGCAAAAGUCAGUAUGUUGAUGAUCCUGUUGCUAAAGAACGGUUGGAAAAAGAACUCAAGCGCCAAGAAACUGAAGAAAUUGAAAAGUCUGCUAUUCUGGAAUGGAAAAGACAAUCAAAAGCACAAUCUUAUGGUAUCAAAUCCAAAAUAAGUAUACAAGAACAAAGGGAAUCAUUGCCUGUAUUUCAGGUCAGAGAAGACCUUUUAAAUACUGUGAGGGAAAAUAACUUUGUAGUUAUUGUCGGUGAAACAGGUUCUGGUAAAACUACACAAAUCACCCAGUAUUUGGCUGAAGGCGGCUAUGCUAAUGAUGGCAUCAUAGCUUGUACACAGCCUAGAAGGGUUGCCGCCAUUAGCGUUGCAAAAAGGGUUGCUGAGGAAGUCAACUGUAAAGUGGGUGAAGAAGUUGGUUAUAAUGUCAGAUUCGAGGAUUGUACCAGUAGCAAAACCAGAAUUAAGUAUAUGACUGAUGGUAUGCUGCAAAGAGAAGCCUUGGUGGAUCCUCUCAUGUCUAGAUAUUCCGUAGUUAUGUUGGAUGAAGCUCACGAAAGAACUGUUGCCACUGACAUAUUGUUUGCCUUGUUGAGAGACGCUGUUAUCAAAAGAAAGGGAACUCUAAAACUUAUAGUGACGUCGGCUACCCUAGACUCUACAAAAUUUUCCCAAUACUUUAACGACUGUCCUGUUUUCCAUAUAAAAGGGCGUACCUUCCCUGUGAAGAUAUACUACACCAAGACACCGGAAUUAGACUACAUUGAGGCAACCAUCGAUACUGUCAUUGAUGUUCAUACAAAUAAUCCACCUGGUGAUAUUCUUGUUUUCCUUACGGGUAGAGAGGAAAUUGAGACUUGUUGUGAAACCAUAGUUCAGAAAAUGAGUGUACUUUAUAAGGCAGAUCCCAAUCUCUCUGAGCUUAUUGUCUUACCAAUUUUCUCAGCAAUGCCUACUGAGAUGCAGAGUAGGAUUUUUGAGCCCACUCCUGAAGGAAAACGUAAGGUUGUCAUUGCGACAAACAUAGCAGAAACAUCUAUUACUAUCGAUGGUAUCUACUACGUCAUUGAUCCAGGAUUCGUCAAGGUUAAUGCUUAUGAUCCGAGGCGAAGUAUGGACUCACUCGUUGUUCAGCCGAUUUCAAGAGCCCAAGCCGACCAAAGAUCGGGUAGAGCUGGUAGAACGGGACCGGGUGUGUGCUAUAGAUUAUACACCAAAAAUGCGUAUUUAAGAGAGAUGCAAGCAAAUACUGUUCCAGAAAUUCUAAGGCAAAAUCUAUCACAUACAAUAUUGAUGCUUAAGGCGAUGGGAAUAAAUGAUAUUCUAAAUUUUGGUUUUAUGGAUAGACCAAAGGAAGAUUCAAUUUUGAAAGCUUUGGAGGAAUUGUAUAUUCUAGAAGCGCUAGAUGGUGAUGGAAGGCUAACGGAUGUUGGCAGGUACAUGGCGUAUUUCCCUAUGGAGCCAAUGCUAGCUAAAACUUUGAUCAAGUCAUUUGAAUUUGGCUGCAGCUAUGAAGUUAUCGAGGUGAUUUCUAUGUUGAGUGUCCCAGAUGUUUUUUAUAGACCACGUGAAAAGCGGGAACUUGCUGACAAAAUGAAGCAGCGUUUUGAUGAUUAUAACGGGGACCACUUAACUCUAUUAAACACUUACAAAAAGUGGGAAGCAAAUGGGUUUUCGAAAGAUUGGUGUACCGAAAACUUUGUCCAUGAGAAAUCGAUGAGAAAGGCAAGGGAUGUGAAGAAGCAGCUGAUAAAAUUAUUAGAGAAUAUCAACAAGAAAGAAAAGGGCAUCACAUUAGAGCUAGUCAGCUGCAAAAAUAAACUUGACCAAGUCCGUAAGGCCUUUGUGUCGGGAUUUUUCAAAAAUUGUGCCAAGAGAUCGACGAAUCAUGGGCAUAACGAUGAAAACGGAGCUUUUAGAACGUUGAUAGACAACAUAUCCGUCUAUGUACAUCCUAGUUCGUCUUUAUUCAGAGUUCCCGGUGUAGAAUACGUGAUUUACCACACCUUGGUUUUGACUAAUAGAGAGUACAUGCAUUGCACGACUAAGAUAGAUCCUGCAUGGCUCAUCCAAUAUGCGUCUGGCGUUUUCAGGAAAGCCAAUGAAGGUGAACUGAGUAUCUCCAAAAAGAGAGAGAAAAUCCAACCAUUGUAUAACAGAUUUGAUGUGAAUGAAAGUUGGAGAUUAAGUAAAAAUCGUAGAUGA
Molecule: messenger RNA, 2892 nt
Organism: Pichia kudriavzevii
Lineage: Eukaryota; Fungi; Ascomycota; Pichiomycetes; Pichiales; Pichiaceae
Exons: 1
Coding region: 1-2892 (963 amino acids)
Biological process (GO): spliceosomal complex disassembly
Cellular component (GO): catalytic step 2 spliceosome; intracellular anatomical structure
Molecular function (GO): ATP binding; RNA binding
Source: RefSeq, a predicted model, not a curated record